AGCCGAGAGGUGUCACCCCCAGCGGGCGCGGGCCGGAGCACGGGCACCCAGCAUGGGGGUACUGCUCACACAGAGGACGCUGCUCAGUAAGUACUUCCUUCCUCCCCGCCAGAACCCGCCUGCUGGGUCUGCCCACGGGUGCCGGUGGGGAGCAGAGGCACCCUCUGCCCUCCGGGAACUGGGGAGGCCAGGCGCCAGGCAGAAGGAUGCUGAGAAGGGGAGAGAGCCAGGAGGUCAGGCAGAGAGAGUGGUCCACUGAGAACCUGGCAUCUCCACAGGUAGAGAAGGGGCAUCCCUGGAAGGCUUCCAGGGGGAGGUGAUGUCAAGAUGUAGAGGCAACUCUGGGAACCAGGGGGUGAGAGAAUAGGAUGGGCAAAGAGGCUGGGCAGGAGAGGGAGGCUCAGAAGCUGGGCAGGGAAGUGGUGUGAGGUGUGGAGGGGUUGUGGGGCCUCCAGCUUGCCCGGGAUGAAUAGAAAGUCAGCCAGGCCUGGGGGCCCCAGGGCCCACACAAUCACACAGCAUGCACAGCCACACCCACAUGGCCACAUGCGCACACAGCCAUAUGACGUCAUCUACAGCCCUGGAUCUCACCAGCCCAGGAACCCCCACAUGCAGACCAGAGUCCCCAUGGUGAACGGAACAGGUCUCCCUCACGCCGCACACAGACCCAGAUGCACAGCCACACAGAAACCCCAGUCCCACGUGCGCUGCCACAGGCACAGGCCCCUGCCAGAGCCCGGCAGCAGAUACCUGGGGAGGCGGCGAGGGUGCCGUGGGGUCGCUAAGCCUGGGUGCCUGGCCCCUUGGCCCUCCCCAACAGCCAGUCUUCCCCAAAGGGCCGGAUGGUUCUUAGGACGGGAACGAUGGUGUCACUGCCUUCCGGGCCAUUGCGCCAUAGGCCCCUUCCGACCACGUGGCUGCCGGUGCCCCGUUGGGGGUGGUGGUGAGCGGUAACUGUACCCGCCCCCAACACCUUCUGACAGGCUCACAGCAUCCCUGGUGGGCCUGACAGAAGGAGCCACUUAUGGAGAGAGGAGGGAGGCAAGAGAGGUCAGGGGAGAGCCCUGGCCUUGUGUGACCUGAGUAGGACCUUCUCCUGAGACUUGGUUUACCUGUCAGGAAAGUGGGGACAUGGACUGGAAGGUCUUCCACAUCUGUUCCAGGCUGCACCUCUGGUUGAAAAGGCAGCCUCUCCUGGUUCUAGACAGAGCUGAGGACACAAGCUGCUCCCGGGCUGCCUGCCCUGAAGCCCUCUCAGGCCCAUCUACCUGGAUGGCCAGAGCAGCUGACAAGGCAGGUCCUAGGGCAGUGGCCGGUCUUUAGCCCAGUGGUCUUGCAGGGAGCCAGUCCCACCUUGCAGAGAGUCAGCUCCCGAGGUUAGAACCGUGCUGUAGGCAGGACUGGGAUCCGGCCAGGCACUGCAGCCUUUGCUCAAAGACCUACUUGGUCUGGUCCUUGCACUCCUGUUUCCAAGCAUGGCGAGCAUGGCGGCUAUAGGCAGCUGCUCGAAAGAGUACCGCGUGCUCCUUGGCCAGCUCCAGAAGCAGACAGAUCUCAUGCAGGACACCAGCAGACUCCUGGACCCCUAUAUACGUAUCCAAGGCCUGGAUGUUCCUAAACUGAGAGAGCACUGCAGGGAGCGCCCCGGGGCCUUCCCCAGUGAGGAGACCCUGAGGGGGCUGGGCAGGCGGGGCUUCCUGCAGACCCUCAAUGCCACACUGGGCUGCGUCCUGCACAGACUGGCCGACUUAGAGCAGCGCCUCCCCAAGGCCCAGGAUUUGGAGAGGUCUGGGCUGAACAUCGAGGACUUGGAGAAGCUGCAGAUGGCGAGGCCGAACAUCCUCGGGCUCAGGAACAACAUCUACUGCAUGGCCCAGCUGCUGGACAACUCAGACACGGCUGAGCCCACGAAGGCUGGCCGGGGGGCCUCUCAGCCGCCCACCCCCACCCCUGCCUCGGAUGCUUUUCAGCGCAAGCUGGAGGGCUGCAGGUUCCUGCAUGGCUACCAUCGCUUCAUGCACUCAGUGGGGCGGGUCUUCAGCAAGUGGGGGGAGAGCCCGAACCGGAGCCGGAGACACAGCCCCCACCAGGCCCUGAGGAAGGGGGUGCGCAGGACCAGACCCUCCAGGAAAGGCAAGAGACUCAUGACCAGGGGACAGCUGCCCCGGUAGCCUCGAGAGCACCCCUUGCCGGUGAAGGAUGCGGCAGGUGCUCUGUGGAUGAGAGGAACCAUCGCAGGAUGACAGCUCCCGGGUCCCCAAACCUGUUCCCCUCUGCUACUAGCCACUGAGAAGUGCACUUUAAGAGGUGGGAGCUGGGCAGACCCCUCUACCUCCUCCAGGCUGGGAGACAGAGUCAGGCUGUUGCGCUCCCACCUCAGCCCCAAGUUCCCCAGGCCCAGUGGGGUGGCCGGGCGGGCCACGCGGGACCGACUUUCCAUUGAUUCAGGGGUCUGAUGACACAGGCUGACUCAUGGCCGGGCUGACUGCCCCCCUGCCUUGCUCCCCGAGGCCUGCCGGUCCUUCCCUCUCAUGACUUGCAGGGCCGUUGCCCCCAGACUUCCUCCUUUCCGUGUUUCUGAAGGGGAGGUCACAGCCUGAGCUGGCCUCCUAUGCCUCAUCAUGUCCCAAACCAGACACCUGGAUGUCUGGGUGACCUCACUUUAGGCAGCUGUAACAGCGGCAGGGUGUCCCAGGAGCCCUGAUCCGGGGGUCCAGGGAAUGGAGCUCAGGUCCCAGGCCAGCCCCGAAGUCGCCACGUGGCCUGGGGCAGGUCACUUUACCUCUGUGGACCUGUUUUCUCUUUGUGAAGCUAGGGAGUUAGAGGCUGUACAAGGCCCCCACUGCCUGUCGGUUGCUUGGAUUCCCUGACGUAAGGUGGAUAUUAAAAAUCUGUAAAUCAGGACAGGUGGUGCAAAUGGCGCUGGGAGGUGUACACGGAGGUCUCUGUAAAAGCAGACCCACCUCCCAGCGCCGGGAAGCCCGUCUUGGGUCCUCGCUGCUGGCUGCUCCCCCUGGUGGUGGAUCCUGGAAUUUUCUCACGCAGGAGCCAUUGCUCUCCUAGAGGGGGUCUCAGAAACUGCGAGGCCAGUUCCUUGGAGGGACAUGACUAAUUUAUCGAUUUUUAUCAAUUUUUAUCAGUUUUAUAUUUAUAAGCCUUAUUUAUGAUGUAUAUUUAAUGUUAAUAUUGUGCAAACUUAUAUUUAAAACUUGCCUGGUUUCUAAA
Messenger RNA from Homo sapiens (human), 3225 nucleotides. RefSeq names its product oncostatin M (gene OSM). Gene Ontology annotation, molecular function: cytokine activity; oncostatin-M receptor binding. The record is from RefSeq and is a predicted model, not a curated record. Gene Ontology annotation, cellular component: extracellular region. Lineage: Eukaryota; Metazoa; Chordata; Mammalia; Primates; Hominidae. Gene Ontology annotation, biological process: regulation of signaling; oncostatin-M-mediated signaling pathway; regulation of cell communication. The transcript has 3 exons. The coding region runs from base 1476 to 2171 and encodes 231 amino acids.